CUAUCAUUAAAUCGUUUCUCAAUCUUUACAACUACUACUCUUUAGAGAGAGAAACACAGGGUUCUUGAAAAGAGCAAGAUCGAGAGAGUUCAAAAACCAAAUUCCCGAAAUUUAGAAAAAAAAAAACAAAAAUUCGUCACUGUUAGAGGUGGAUCGGAGGCCCAGACAGUCGGAGGAAGGCGGAUCUGGUUAGUUACCAUGGAAGGAGUUGGGGCCCGACUGGGGCGGUCCUCGACCCGUUACGGACCGGCAACGGUUUUCACCGGACCGGUGAGAAAGUGGAAGAAGAAAUGGGUUCACGUUUCACCUUCUUCCGCUUCUUCUAAUUCCAAUAACAACGCCAAUCACAAUCACGGUUCUUCUAAUAACGGUAAUAACAACGGUUCUCAUCUUCUUCUUUAUAAGUGGACGCCUAUUACUCAGAGCCAGAACACCAACAAUAACGGCAGUCAUGGGAACGUUAAGGACGCGCAGAUUGAACCGGUGGAAGAGCCUCCCCGGAGGAAAUUUAAAUAUGUUCCGGUUGCUGUACUAGAGGAGCAGAAAAAUGAGGCCACCGAAAUUGACGAGGUUGCUGAAAAGGUAGAAGAUGAAUCUAAUCCAAUAGAGGCCGAUUCAAGUGCAGCAGAACCAACUAGCAAGAAUGAGAUUUUGGAUGAAAAACCUGAUAUAAAUGACGUCCCAAUGGAAGAAAGCGAGCCUCAAGAUAAAAAUCAGGUAGUUCGUCAAGAUCUCAAUGAGAGUUUGGAUUUGAGUUUGGGUCUGACAUCACAUGAUGAGGAGAAUGAUUCUGAUUCAAAAACUAAUCAAACUACAGAAGGCCAGUAACGCAAAGUGAGCUCAAGUGGCACUGAGACAUGCGCAGGGUUGCCUCGUCAUUCUAAGUGAUUCAGACUAUAUAUUGGCCUAAUGGAAGUGAGUUUUCACCCUGGCUAGAUGGUUCACUCCCUGGCUGGUUUAGGUUGGAUUAUUGUGGUGGCAUAUGACAGUUGUAUGUUAUUAUUAUGCAGUGUCCUUGCUGGUGUAAUCAGAAUAUGUAAUGCAAGAACAUAUAUACAUUUUCCCAAUCAUUGGACAUAAUUUUUUUCCUAGGCAGCAUAUUCUGGACUAAUGAGAUUCUAUUUUUUUCCUA
Molecule: messenger RNA, 1132 nt
Organism: Vicia villosa (hairy vetch)
Lineage: Eukaryota; Viridiplantae; Streptophyta; Magnoliopsida; Fabales; Fabaceae
Exons: 3
Coding region: 199-828 (209 amino acids)
Source: RefSeq, a predicted model, not a curated record